AGACCUAGCGUUAUACAACAUUAUUAUCUAGCUGGCUGCCAAAACACUACAUCGACCGUAGCCUGCUCUACAGUUGGUCCUCGCGACCAAUCAGUUGGUGACGUCACACUGUUUGGACGUGUGUGUGAGCACGGGGAGUGUCAGUUAGUGACCACUGAUAACACACAGCCCAGCCCAGACCACCACCUCACGUCACUCUGUAGCUGCAGCAGGACGUAGUAGUUAUAGUGUGCUUACUGCGCGGAGGAGCUGACACCUGAGAGAAGAAACAUGUGGCUGCCCAUGCUUGGUAUGACCGCCUUGCCGCACCUGGGAGGGUUCUAUGGUGGUUACAUCACACGCAAAGAGGUGAAGAACUGGUACCCGACUCUGCAGAAACCAUCAUGGCGCCCACCAAAUGCAGCAUUCCCUGUAGUGUGGACCUGUCUGUAUACCGGCAUGGGGUAUGGCUCCUACCUGGUGUGGAAAGAACUGGGAGGUUUCACUGAGGAUGCAGUGGUUCCACUGGGACUUUAUGGGUGUCAGCUAGCUCUGAACUGGGCCUGGACUCCGAUCUUCUUUGGUGCACACAAGCUGAAAUUGGCUCUCAUGGAGAUUAUGCUUCUCACUGGGGUCGUCGGAGCCACCAUGGUGUCUUGGUAUCCCAUUAGCCGCACUGCCACAAUGCUGAUGGCGCCCUACCUGGCCUGGCUGUGCCUCGCCACCUCUCUCAACUACUGCAUAUGGAGAGACAACAGUGAGGAUAAAGAAGAGUAGGAGACAGACAGUGUUGUCAGUCAGACCUGUUUGUUCACGGUCGUCUGCAGAACCAGAGCCGGCAGCAUAUUAAGGACAUAUUAAGGAAGGAUAAAACAACUUGCCACUGAAUCUAUUUUUGUCUGUUUCGCUACCCAAAUUGAAUACAUCCAGCUAAAACAAAAGUGCAUUAAUUCAAAGCGCUUAAAAAUUUGCCAGUAUAUUAUCAGUGUCAAUAUCCAUAUUGGGCACAUACAUGCAAUAUUUAUAUAUAAAGCUACAUGUUUACAUUUAAGUGAAUGAAAAAAUCCUUGUCAUAUGGAUUUAUAUAUUAAAUUCUUGGUGUGUUUAGAGUGAAGUGGAAAACUGCGUUUAUUUCUUUUUAAUAAAGAAUGUUUCAUCUAUGUGUGCUUUUA
Messenger RNA from Sebastes umbrosus (honeycomb rockfish), 1151 nucleotides. It is a transcript of the gene tspo, whose product is annotated as translocator protein. The record is from RefSeq and is a predicted model, not a curated record. The transcript is spliced from 4 exons. The coding region runs from base 271 to 756 and encodes 161 amino acids. Gene Ontology annotation, cellular component: mitochondrial outer membrane. Lineage: Eukaryota; Metazoa; Chordata; Actinopteri; Perciformes; Sebastidae.